Molecule: messenger RNA, 918 nt
Organism: Penicillium samsonianum
Lineage: Eukaryota; Fungi; Ascomycota; Eurotiomycetes; Eurotiales; Aspergillaceae
Product: aromatic alcohol reductase
Exons: 2
Coding region: 1-918 (305 amino acids)
Molecular function (GO): oxidoreductase activity
Source: RefSeq, a predicted model, not a curated record
AUGUCACAAGUCAUCAAGAAUGUCGUCGUUGCUGGUGCUACUGGCACCCUCGGAACCUGGAUCGUUAAAGCCCUACUUGAGACGAGGUCUUUCAAUGUGACGAUCCUCACGCGAAAGAUCUCAGCUCAGCCCCCGCUGGCAGGCGUGUCUGUGAAACAAGUCGACUACAGCUCUAUCGAGUCCCUCAUUGAUGCUGUCCGUGGCCAAGACGCUGUUAUCGACUCAACCUUCAGUGAGACGGACGCGGAAGGGCCUUGCAACCUCAUCGAAGCCUGUAUCGCUGCAGGUGUCUACCGUUAUAUCCCCCCCGAGUUCGGCUCCGACCCGCUCAAUCCAGAUGUGCAAGCUCUCCCAUUCUUCCGACGCAAGGCUACGGCCUUCAAAUACCUUUUGGAGAAAGUCAAGGGCACCAAUCUCACCUGGACAGCAGUCGCAAGUGGGCCAUUCUUUGACCCUCCUCUGAAAGAUGGCUCACUAGGAAUUGACGUGCGCAAGAAGAAGGCGACGAUAUUCGGGGACGGUCAACGUGUCUCACCUUGGUCUACCCUGGAGGCGGUCGGCAAGGCCACUGCGCAGGUUCUCCUCAAACCAGCAGAGACGACAAACAGGGUCGCAUACAUCUCUAACGCCAACCUCUCUCAGGUAGGCAUUUUGAAGCUGGCGAAAGAGGAGCGUGGGGAGGAAGGGUGGCAGACCGAGGUGGAAGACAUCCAACAAUCCUACGAUGAAGCCAAAAAUAAGCUACAACAAGGCCAAAUGGAUGCGUCGGUCAUCUUUGCGAUGCUGAAAUACUCCUUGACCUCGGAGGUGUAUACAUACGCCUGGGAGAAGGAUGAUAACGCUUUGCUUGAAGUGCAGCAGUUUACAGACGACGAUGUCAAAUUGAUCGUCCGCCAGAUUGCCAACAGCGAUAACUAG